Populus nigra (black poplar) is the source of this 1635-nucleotide messenger RNA. Its product is annotated as probable aminotransferase TAT2. The record is from RefSeq and is a predicted model, not a curated record. NCBI's taxonomy places the organism in Eukaryota, Viridiplantae, Streptophyta, Magnoliopsida, Malpighiales, Salicaceae. Gene Ontology annotation, molecular function: pyridoxal phosphate binding; transaminase activity. The transcript has 7 exons. Gene Ontology annotation, biological process: amino acid metabolic process; biosynthetic process. Bases 56 to 1312 code for a protein of 418 amino acids.
CAGCAACGCUGGCAGCAUCAGCUCCCCCACAGGCCACAACAACAUAGUUGUAGAGAUGGAAAACGGAUCAAAGAAAUGGGGUUUUCAAGCAAACAAGAGCCUCAGCACAGCAUCAGCAGUCACAGUCCGUGGAGUUCUUAAUGUCUUACUGGACAAUCUCAACAAAGAAGAUACUAGACAACUCAUACCAUUAGCCCAUGGCGACCCUUCUGCUUUUCCUUGUUUUCGUACAACAACUGUGGCCGACGAGGCUGUUGUUGACGCUGUGAGAUCUGCCAAGUACAACCAUUAUGCCCCAACUGUUGGUCUUCUUCCUGCUAGGAGGAGUGUUGCAGAUUACCUUAAUCGUGAUCUCCCAUACAAGUUAUCACCAGAUGAUGUUUUUCUUACACUUGGUUGCACACAAGCAAUUGAAACCACAAUAACUGUACUUGCUCGACCUGGUGCUAACAUUUUGCUUCCAAGACCUGGAUUUCCAUACUAUGAAGCUCGGGCUGCACAUAGUCAUCUCGAAGCUCGCCAUUUUGAUCUUAUCCCAGAAAAGGGCUGGGAGGUUGAUCUUGAUGCUGUUGAAGCUCUGGCAGAUGAGAAUACAGUUGCCAUGGUUGUCAUAAACCCUGGCAAUCCUUGUGGAAGUGUCUACAGCUAUCAACAUUUACAGAAGAUCGCAGAGACAGCAAGAAAGCUUGGAAUUAUGGUGAUUGCUGAUGAAGUCUAUGGCCAUCUGACAUUUGGGAAUUCUCCAUUUGUGCCAAUGGGAGUCUUUGGAUCAAUUGUGCCUGUCCUUACACUAGGGUCUAUCUCAAAGAGAUGGAUUGUUCCUGGCUGGCGGAUUGGUUGGCUUGUCACAAGUGAUCCUAAUGGCAUCCUUCAAGAAUCUGGGGUUGUUGAAUCAAUCAAGGGAUGUCUCAACAUUUCCUCUGAUCCUGUAACAUUCAUUCAGGGUGCAAUUCCUCAAAUCAUAGACAACACGACAGAGGAUUUCUUCACAAAAAUCAAUAACAUACUGAGAGAGGCCGCAGACAUAUGCUAUGAGAAAAUCCAGGACAUCCCUUGCAUUACUUUGCCGCAUAAACCGGAGGGUUCUAUGUUUGUAAUGGUAAAACUAAACCUGUCUUCAUUGGAAGGCAUUGGUGAUGAUAUGGACUUCUGUCUUAAGCUUGCUAAAGAGGAAUCAGUCAUGAUACUCCCAGGGACUGCUGUGGGAAUGAAGAAUUUCCUUCGCAUAACUUUUGCCAUUGAGCCUUCGGCGCUUGUAGUCGGCCUUGAGAGGCUAAAGGCCUUUUAUGAAAGGCAUGCCAGGAUACAAUAAGAUUUUAUCCAAGCAUCGAGCAGUGAGAAUUAAUAGUUGCAAGUUGAUUCUCAAGCUCCGUUCUUAGAUCUAGUGGUCAGUCCAGUCAAGAAAUAAAAAUGCCCUGCCUCUGUAGUCAAUAAGCAAGAAGGGUCUGGAGAUCAGCAAGCUUGCUUCCUGCUAGUAACUGAAGUGUUACUAGUUUCUGAAUGUCCUAAUAUAGUUGUUGUUCAAUCGGGUAUUGUGGUUGGUGAAAUUUACCAAACAUUAGAAAGGGCUUUAAUUCCUAUGUUUAAAACCGUGAAAUUUAUGAUCUGCAGAGUACAUCUCUACUUGUUUAAGAA